This is a messenger RNA of Tinamus guttatus (white-throated tinamou), 3697 nucleotides long. NCBI's taxonomy places the organism in Eukaryota, Metazoa, Chordata, Aves, Tinamiformes, Tinamidae. The record is from RefSeq and is a predicted model, not a curated record.
CUGCAAAGGCCUGGUCUGGAGGAUGUGGCUGUCCUGAAAAAGGAGCUGGUCCAAGUUCAGACCCUGAUGGACAAAAUGACUUUGGAGCGUGAAAGGGAAUCUGACAAGCUGAAAGAUGAGUGCAAGCACUUGCAGGCAGAACAAGCUAACUCAGAGGCUACCAUUAACCAGUUAAGAGCUGAACUUGCCAAAGGACCUCAGGAGGUAGCUGUGUACGUCCAGGAGCUGGAAAAACUUCAAAGUUCAGUCAAAGAGCUAGAACAGAAAAACCAGAGUCUGACGGAGAAGCUGCUGAAGAAAGAGCUGGAUUACACCCAGCUAGAAGAAAAGCACAAUGAAGUGUCUGUGAGCAAAAAGAACGUGCAGGCAAGCUUUCACCAGAAGGACCUGGACUGCCAGCAGCUCCAGGCCAGGCUCUCUGCGUCUGAAGCCUCCAUGCAGAGAUUGCAGACAGAGCUGGGGGAGAAGGCGGAAGCAACCCAGAAACUUAAAGAAGAAUUGUCAGAAGUGGAGACCAAGUACCAGCAUCUCAAGGCAGAAAGCAAACAGCUCCAGCAGCAGAGGGAGGAAAAAGAGCAGCAUGGCCUGCAGCUCCAAAGUGAGCUCAGUCAGUUGCACAAUAAACUUCUAGAGACAGAGCGCCAGCUAGGGGAAGCACACGGUCGGCUGAAGGAACAGAGACAGCUAUCUAGUGAAAAACUAAUGGACAAAGAACAGCAAGUGGCUGAUUUGCAAUUAAAACUUUCUCGUGCUGAAGAGCAGCUAAAGGAAAAGGUGGCAAAUUCUACUGAAUUACAGCAUCAGCUAGAUAAGGCGAAACAGCAGCACCAGGAACAGCAGACACAUCAGCAAAACACUACAGCAAAGCUACGAGAAGCCCAGAAUGAUUUGGAGCAAGUACUACGACAAAUCGGAGAUAAGGACCAAAAAAUACAAAAUCUUGAGGCCUUGCUUCAAAAGAGCAAGGAAAACAUCUCCUUACUAGAAAAGGAAAGAGAGGACUUAUAUGCAAAAAUUCAAGCUGGUGAAGGAGAAACUGCAGUUCUUAACCAGCUACAGGAGAAAAAUCAUGCAUUACAAAUACAGGUAACUCAGCUGACAGAGAAGUUGAAGAAUCAGUCAGAAAGUCACAAACAAGCCCAGGAGAAUUUGCAUGAGCAAGUGCAGGAGCAAAAGGCACAGCUAAGAGCUGCUCAAGAUCGAGUGCUCUCACUGGAAUCAAACAUUACUGAACUAAAUAGCCAGCUAAAUGAAAGCAAAGAGAAAGUAUCACAACUUGAUAUACAGGUGAAAGCAAAGACUGAAUUGCUACUUUCAGCAGAGGCAUCAAAAGCUGCUCAGAGAGCAGAUCUUCAGAAUCAUCUGGACACUGCCCAACACGCACUGCAGGAUAAGCAACAGGAGUUAACUAAGGUCAGCGCUCAGUUGGAUCAGGUUACAGCUAAGCUGAAUGACAAGCAGGAAUACUGUGCUCAGCUGGAAGCCAAUAUCAAAGAGUACAAAGAGCAACAUCUUAAUUUAGAACAGAAAACUGAAGAGCUAGAGGGACAGCUUAAGAAACUUGAAGCUGACAUUUUUGAUGCUAAAGCAAGCAAAGAACAAGCUCUCCAGGAGUUACAGCAGCAGCGACAGCAGGCUACAGAACUAGGCCUCCGAACAGCAGAGCUCAGUAAACAACUUGAAGCGGAACGAGAAGUUGUGUCUAAUACUAAAAUGGAGUUACAGAAGAAAUGUGAGGCCCUUGAACAAGCAAAAAAGCAAAUUUCCAAGCAGGAGGAGGAGAAGACCAGCCUCAAACAAGAUCUUGAGAAAUCAAAUCAAGAUACGAGUAAACAGCUCAAGGAAUUGGAUUGUAAAAUGCAAGCAGCAACAUCAGAGCUCCAACAAAUGAAAUUAGAGAAGGAAACUCUAUUAAAGGACCUUACGGUUACCAAAGAAAAGCUUUCAAAAAGUUCCGAAUCCUUUAGAAAAAGAAAGGAAGAAUUAGAAAAAGAAAUACAGAAGGGAAAAACAGCUGUGUCAGAAAUGGAAAAAUCCUGCCAAGAAGUAAAACAUCAGCUCCAGGUACAAACGGAGUCUGUAGCUAAAGAAAGGAAUGAACUGAAAAACUCACUGGAAAAAAAGGAAGGGAUUUCUAAGCAGUUGUCGAUAGAACUUGAUUCAGCACGGGCGCAAGUACUGGAAGUUCAGGGUCUUCUAAAAGAGAAAGAAAAAAGUGAGCAGCAUCUCCAGGGAAAGCUGAGAGAACUGAAGGAGUCCUUUGAACAGAAGAAAAGGCACAGUGAAACACUGCAAGCUGAUUUAAAAACUGCCCUUUUAGAAAAGUCUACAGAAGAAAAACUUGCUCUGGCUCAGGAAGAAUUAGUUUCAAACAGAAAUCGAAUUGCUAGCAGUAACCAGCAGAUCCAGGAACUUAAGAAAGUGAAGUCUACGCUAGAACAGGAUUUAUCAAAGAAGGAGCAGCAGCUGGGUGAGAAGACCAAAAUGUUACAGGAUCUUCAGAAUGACAAGAUUUUGAAAGAGAAAGACUUGGCUAAUGAAAAAUGUAAAACAACAGAGCUCCAGGAAAUAAGGAGUAGACUUGAAAAAGGAAGUACCAAGCUGAGUGAAGAGCUUAGAACCUGCAAGCAAGAAUUUGAGAAGGAGGUGACAAAUCUCAAGGAUGCAAAGCAAUUAUUGAUUCAACAGAAAUUAGAACUGCAGGGCAAAGUAGAUAACAUAAAUUCAGCACUAGAACAGGAAAAAAAAGCCCAACAAGCUAUCAAAGAUCAUCUGAAAAAGAGAGAAGAAGAAUUGAAGAAAGAAUGUGCUGAAAUUGAAGCUAAACUGAACACAGAGAUAAAAGAUAAAGAAGAAGAAAACCGGAAACAUGAGGAAAAAGAGACCAAGCUGAGCAUGCAGGUCACAGCUCUGAAUGAAAACUUGGCUACCAUGAAGAAAGAGUGGCAGAGCAGUCAGCGGAGAGUGAGCGAGCUGGAGAAGCAGACGGAUGAUUUACGUGGGGACAUAGCUGUCCUGGAAGCGACGGUCCAGAAUAAUCAGGAUGAGAGAAGAGCGCUGCUGGAGAGGUGUAUAAAAAGUGAGGGAGAAAUUGAAAAGCUUCAAACCAAACUUGUAGAAAUGAAGAAGAAGCUGGACAACACUACGGCUGCAAUGCAGGAGCUAGGCCGAGAAAACCAGUCGUUACAGAUCAAGCAAACUCAAGCUCUGAAUAGGAAAUGGGCAGAAGACAAUGAGGUACAGAACUGUAUGGCCUGUGGGAAAGGCUUUUCAGUGACAGUGAGAAGGCAUCACUGUAGAAAAUGUGGAAAUAUCUUUUGUGCUGAGUGCUCAGCAAAGAAUGCCUUAACUCCCUCUUCCAAGAAGCCUGUCCGGGUCUGUGAUACUUGCUUUAAUGACUUGCAAGGAUAACUGGCUUACCUUGAGCAACAAGGAUAAGUUACAGUAAAGUUUAGAAUUUCUGUCGAUGCACUUCGUUCCGCACUCAGACUACUAUUCAGUUCAGACAAUGAUUGUAACACUUGGCAAAAUUUAGUAUAUUUUGAAAUGUUUAUUGAUACCAAGUAAAACUAUUGUAUUUUUUGUGAGACAUGGGCUCAGAUCAUCCAUAGCUUAUUGCCAUUUAUCCUGGAAAGAGCUUCUAUGUCUAGAAAGAAAUACCCAGUUAUUUGUAAAUAAAGUUUAAACAGAGGAGUAA